AUGGACGCCAUGGACAUUGACACGCACCCUUACCACACUCUCUCUGACGUUCCGCGUCCGAACCCAUGGAUAACCCUCGCAGAAUCACGCAUAACAGCGCUCGAUAAGCUCGUCGCAUCCAGGUUCCGGUCCACAUCAGACCGUCACCGCUUCGUGCGUGACUUCCAGGACGAGCAGCGCGUGCUCGAGCUUGUCCUGCUGGACCUCCGUUCACGGCAUAACGCCUUCUGCUCGGACAUCUCUGCCGUGCCGGAUGACGUGCUGGCGAUUAUAUUUGAAUAUAUCGCGCGGGCGGAUGUGCCGCGUGCGCCUAUUGAUAGAGAGGGACGCGAUACGCUGCUUGCGAGGGCGAAGGAGGGCAUUGAUAGGGAGCUGCAGUUCCCUGAGUGGAAGCCUGUGCUUGAAGGAGGGUCUUUGGGGUGGAUCGGAUUGAGCCAUGUAUGUCGGCGAUGGAGACAAGUCCUACUCGGCCAGCCGAGGUUGUGGGGCGAAUGCGUCGGGAUAUUGCCGCUCGGUCUCGAAGAGAUGUUACGGCGCGCGGGCGGCUUCCAACCUAUAACCCUGCACAAAGUUUGCUCGACGAUCCACCGGCGCCACACGGAUCUAUGGGAAACAGUCCUCCGCUCGCCGACCCUCCCUUCGCCGACUCCAGGCAGCAACCAGAUGCACCCACUUCUCGACGCCUCCCGCGUCCGAGCCAUUCACAUCGCCGAACUCCGACAAGACGAGGACCCGCUCCCCUUCGCCUUCCCAUGGCCCGAAGGCCUCGUACCCUUCGACUUCCCCGCGCUCGAGAUCCUAGAUGUUAUGGCGCGCGGCGCGAAAGAAGAUAUCCAGCCAUUUGAAGCAUGGUCCCGCGGCCUACGCUCAGUCCACGCACCCCAGCUCCACACCGUCAAAUUCGUGAACUACUUCAUUCCCUGGCGCUCGAGCUGUCUCGUGAACCUCUCAAUCCGCUCCGUCAGCCUCGAACACACAUCGAUCUACAUGUCCUCCAGCCUCUUCUUAGAGACCCUCCGACAAGCACGACACACGCUCAAGACGCUCGAGCUGGAAUGUUGUCUCCCGAUCGAUCUCUCCGACGCGCCGGACGACGAAAUCAUCGAUUUUACGCGAUUGCGAGAGCUGAAAGUGUCGAGCCACGCUCUACACUCUUUCCUUACGCGCGUGACGUUCCCGCGCUCGACACGUCUCUCGCUCGAGCUGCCCGGAUUCAACGUGACGAUCCUGCGCGGCUUCUCGACGCUCUUCCGCAUGGCCUCCGAGCGCAUCGACGGCGUAUCCUCGCUCAACGCGCUCGUUCUACGCGACUCGCCCAGUAUGCGCGGCACAACGCUCUCCAUCGACCUCUACGACUCCGCCCAAUCCAUCAUCUCAUCGACGCUCAACGCUGGAGCAACGCACACGCACACGGACCCUUUCGCAUCGUCCACGCCCAGACUCACGCUCGGCAUCCGGUUCCCGGCGUACCAGUACCCCGAACAGCCCGAACGCGUGUUCCACGGCUUACGCGAGUACCUCGACUUUGCGCGCUUCCCUGCGCUUUCGCUGCGGCUUUGCGCGGACGAGUGGACGGGGGAUGCGCGGAGAGCGGCGGUGGCGAUGUUCCCGCGUUUGAGCUUGUUGCACGUCGUCAAUCCGCUCGUGAGCACGCAUGCGGCUGCUGAGUUUCCGUAUAUCCUUCCCGUCGACGGGCAACAGGAGGACGAGGAGAGGAAAGCGCUGGAUACGCUCUGGCUCGUCCAGCGCGAUGCCAAGCUUGGAACGUCGUACCAUUCAUGGUGCGAUGCGCUCGCUAGACAGCUCAGACGCGCGAUGCCCGUCGAGGUGAGGGUUAGCGGUACGCGGUUCGCACCUCAGGCACCGAAGAGGAUGCGGGUGGAUUAUUUGCCGGUGGUGCCGAGUAUGGCCAGGAGUAAGGCGGUGGGGAUCGUUAGGGGGAUUGAGGAGGUCGUGCCGAGUGUUGAGUGGAGCGUUGCGGCGUGA
This is a messenger RNA of Peniophora sp. CBMAI 1063, 1986 nucleotides long. NCBI's taxonomy places the organism in Eukaryota, Fungi, Basidiomycota, Agaricomycetes, Russulales, Peniophoraceae. The record is from the annotation of a GenBank genome assembly.